AUGUUGUUAUUCUGUCUGAAACGUGCAAAUUUGUUGUGUUGUCGUCAGGUGAAAAUUUGGUUCCAGAAUCGGCGCUACAAAGUGAAGCGGCAGGCACAGGACAAGUCGCUUGAGCAAGCAGCCGCUCUGCAGCACACGCUGCGCCACUGUUCGCUGGCUCCGAUGUUGCUCUGCGACGAGUGCCAUCUGCCCGGCGGUCCAGGCGGUCUGGUUGGCGACGCGGUCUUGGGGCGUCGCGAACACCCCAACGGCCUCGCCAUCGCCGCUGGCGGCAGUGGCGGUGGCGGU
Molecule: messenger RNA, 288 nt
Organism: Protopolystoma xenopodis
Lineage: Eukaryota; Metazoa; Platyhelminthes; Monogenea; Polystomatidea; Polystomatidae
Source: the annotation of a GenBank genome assembly